Molecule: messenger RNA, 243 nt
Organism: Exophiala spinifera
Lineage: Eukaryota; Fungi; Ascomycota; Eurotiomycetes; Chaetothyriales; Herpotrichiellaceae
Exons: 1
Coding region: 1-243 (80 amino acids)
Source: RefSeq, a predicted model, not a curated record
AUGGCAACUGAACGGCCUGAUGCCUCGAGGGACUUUUCAACAUGCGAAGUCUUAGUUCACAUUACCGCGCCAUCUUCCGCACAAGACGAUGCCCGAUUUACAUCCGUCGCAGCAGCACUCCUAAAUUUCCAGCCCGCGAAGAGAGCAAAGGUAGCCGAACUAGAUUUCAUUUCUUCCCACCCCGUUCCCACCAAUACAGAGAUCAACGCAACUGAACAAGAGCCCUUCCCAAAGCAGAGGUAG